CACCCUACCCACCCCAUCUCUCUCUCUCUCUCAAAAUCCCUCUCUUUCUGAACCAAGCGAACAUUUCGUCCCCCUAUCUUUGAGUAUUAUCUAUCAAAAACUAUCGAACACCUUCCCAUUCCUUCUCUCCCAUAAACACACAAUGGCUGACAGAGUCUACCCUGCAGCCAAACCCCCCACCGACGCCGUUCCCACCGCCACAAACCCCGCCUUCCCCGCCACAAAGGCCCAACUCUACAGCAACACGCGCCCAGCCUACCGUCCCCAACCACACCACCGCCGCCGCAGCCGCAGCCGCUGCUGCUCCUGCUGCCUCUGGAUCAUCUUCAUCAUCCUCCUCCAACUUGUCAUUGCGGCCAUCUUUGGCGCAGUCUUCUACGUCCUUUACCGCCCUCACCGCCCCACCUUCUCCGUCACCGCCCUCAAACUCCAAACCCUAAACAUCACCACCAACAACCAGCUCACCUCCAGCUUCAACCUCAACAUCACUGCUCGAAACCCUAACAAGAAACUCGUCUUCUUCUACAACCCCAUCGCUGUCUCCAUCUAUUCUAACGACGUAGAUGUCGCCGACGGAGUCAUUCCCGCCUUCGUGCAUGGGAAGAAGAACACGACGCUGCUGAAGGCUAAAAUUUCUAGCAGCGGCAAAGACCUCGAUAGCAGCGAAGUGAGCACUUUGAAGGCUGAAAUGAAGAGCAAAAACGGGCUGCCGUUGAGGAUGAGGUUGGACACCAGGGUAAGAGUGAAGGUUUUCGGGUUAAAGACUCCGAAAAUGGGGAUUAGGGUUAAGUGUGACGGGAUUAGGGUCACUUCUCUUCCUACUGCUAAAGCUCCUGCCACUGCGUCUACCUCCAACGCCAAGUGUAAGGUUAAUCUUCGAGUCAAGAUCUGGAAAUGGACUGUGUGAGGGGAAAGUGGUUAAUUGAAAAAUUAAAGAAAGAAAAAGGAAAAGAGUUCCAUAUGUGCGACAAACAUGUCAUGGCUCAUGAUCCAUCAUGUAUCCCUUAACCAUUAACUGUAAACACUUGAGCACUUGCGGCUGAAGCUUUGGCUAUUUUGCGGGUAUGUCAGUUGGCUACGGAUUUGGGCUACCAGUGUCUCAUCAUUGAAUCUGAUUCGCAGGCGUUGAUUUCCUCUUUAUCAUCUUUCUUGGAAGCUGGCAGCUGGGAGACUGACCCUACUUUAACCGUCGCUAAACGGCUUGGGGAGGUCUUUCAGGAUUGUCGUUGGUCUUGGAUUUCAAGAUUAACCAAUAUGGUGGUGCAUUCCUUAGCGUCGUGUAGUUGUACAGAGAUGUGCGAUCUCGUUUGGGUCAGCAGGGCCCCAUUUUCGUUGGUUCAUGUUCUCAACAAAGACGGCUUACCUUGUUCCCAUUGAUUUUUUAGUUAGUUGUCGGGGUGACACUCGAACUUGGUUCGAUUGUCUUUACUCUUAACCCCUCACUACUUUGCGUUUGUUGCUAUCUAGUGUGUUGGUGUCUUUGGAGGCUUUCUUUGUACUUUCUUUGGCUUGUUCGCCCUGGUUAUACAUUUCUAGUUUCCAAAAAAAAAACCCUACUACUCAGUUGAGCACAAGAUAUUGUUUUAAAA
This is a messenger RNA of Malus domestica (apple), 1589 nucleotides long. The record is from RefSeq and is a predicted model, not a curated record. NCBI's taxonomy places the organism in Eukaryota, Viridiplantae, Streptophyta, Magnoliopsida, Rosales, Rosaceae.